AUGGCCUUGAAGGUGGAUUUGAAAAAAGCAUAUGAUUCAGUAGAAUGGGGUUUUAUUCAGAGGAUGCUGCAGGUAUAUGGUUUCAGUGUCAAAUGGAUUAACUGGAUCACCAAAUGUAUUUCUUCUCCAAAAUUUUCCAUUUUGUGUAAUGGUGUUCCUGCUGGUUUUUUCUCUGCCUCUAGAGGUAUUAGGCAAGGUUGUCCUUUAUCCCCUCUUCUCUUUUCUUUUGUUAUUGAAUACUUUAGUAACUUGAUGGAACAAGCUAUAGAGGAGGGUAAGAUCAAACUGUACAAGGCUGUGGCUAUGACAGAUAUGAAGAUUUCUUAUGCCUUUUAUGCAAACGAUUUGUUAAUGGUGGUAAAAGCUUAUAUGUCCACUGCAAAGGCAAUACUUGAUGUGUUCAAAUAG
Cornus florida is the source of this 408-nucleotide messenger RNA. RefSeq names its product secreted RxLR effector protein 78-like. The transcript has a single exon. The coding region runs from base 1 to 408 and encodes 135 amino acids. The record is from RefSeq and is a predicted model, not a curated record. Lineage: Eukaryota; Viridiplantae; Streptophyta; Magnoliopsida; Cornales; Cornaceae.